UGCGCUUUAACGCACGCAUGCGAAGACAGUUUGUUGUAAUCAGUGGCGCGUGUGUAGUCUUGUUAUGUGAGCAUGUCAUCCUGCUGCCAUCCAGCUCUCCUGUGCCGCUCUCUGCCCUUCUCUGACUGUACAAUAACAACACAGCAACAUGUGAUCCGCGCAUGCGCAGACCUGCGCUCGGAUCAGCAAACAGGACAGGUGGCGGUAUGCAGCUUUAACGACGGACUUUCUGUAACCCGCCAAAAAACAAAAAAAGGAGAACAAGACGAACAGUUUCGCGGGAAUACAUGUGGGGUUGUGUUUGAAUUUGAGUUGAACCUAAAGCAGAAGAAAAUGUCCAGCGCCGCAGUGGAACUGACUAAUGGCCAUUGCGCGGACGCAGAAAACAAGAGAGAAAACAAAAAACACUUUUCUCAGUUCUGUGAUGAACGCGGUUAUUUGGACCUGGUCGAGUUCAUUCUGCAGGACGGAGUCCGGAAAGGAGACCGAACCGGGACGGGGGUGAUCUCUGUGUUCGGGACGCAGGCGAGGUACAGCCUCAGAGAUCAGUUUCCUUUGCUGACGACCAAAAGGGUUUUCUGGAAAGGCAUUUUGGAGGAGCUGCUGUGGUUUAUCAAGGGUUCAACCAAUGCCAAAGAGCUGUCGGAGAAGGGUGUGAGAAUCUGGGAUGCUAACGGCUCCAGGGAGUUUCUGGAUAAGAACGGCUUCAGCGAUCGCGAGGAAGGAGAUCUGGGUCCCGUGUAUGGCUUUCAGUGGAGGCACUUUGGAGCGGAGUACAAAGACAUGCACACUGGUAACUACCUGCCUGUGAUGGCGUUGCCCCCGUGCCAUGCGUUGUGUCAGUUUUACGUGUCAGACGGUGAGUUGUCGUGUCAGCUGUACCAGCGCUCUGGUGAUAUCGGUCUGGGUGUGCCUUUCAACAUCGCCAGCUACGCACUGCUGACCUACAUGAUUGCCCACAUCACUGGACUCAAGAUUCGGCGAGAGCCGCGUCCGUUCCCCAAACUCAAGAUCAAACGCAAAGUUGAACGAAUUGAUGAUUUCCAGGCAGAGGAUUUUGAGAUCUAUGACUAUGACCCCCAUCCUGCAAUCAAAAUGCAAAUGGCUGUUUAG
This is a messenger RNA of Sinocyclocheilus grahami, 1113 nucleotides long. Its product is annotated as thymidylate synthase. Bases 73 to 1113 code for a protein of 346 amino acids. Gene Ontology annotation, biological process: dTMP biosynthetic process. The record is from RefSeq and is a predicted model, not a curated record. Lineage: Eukaryota; Metazoa; Chordata; Actinopteri; Cypriniformes; Cyprinidae. Gene Ontology annotation, molecular function: thymidylate synthase activity. Gene Ontology annotation, cellular component: cytosol; mitochondrion. The transcript is spliced from 6 exons.